Molecule: messenger RNA, 1305 nt
Organism: Thlaspi arvense
Lineage: Eukaryota; Viridiplantae; Streptophyta; Magnoliopsida; Brassicales; Brassicaceae
Source: the annotation of a GenBank genome assembly
AUGAUAGCGCGGCGGAUCUGGCGAAGCCAUCGGUUUCUCCGCCCGUUCAGCUCCUCUUCUGUUUGCGCUCCGCCGUUUCGGGUACCGGAGUAUCAUUCUCAGUCGUUCGCCUCUCCGACGCCGCGCCCGUUCCUUGUUCACUCUCUCUCUGGAGAUCAUGUCGAAGAGUUUCAGCCGCUCUGUGAAGUUCAGAGCGAUAAAGCAACGAUUGAGAUAACGAGUCGUUUUCAAGGGAAAGUAGCUCUGGUUUCACAUGCUCCAGGCGACAUUAUCAAGGUUGGAGAGACUCUGAUUAGGCUGGCGGUUGAAGACGCACAGGAUGAUCUUCUCGUAUCCUCUGAUAGUUCAGGCAAUGUAGACCAGGGCGGUUCAAAGCGAAACACAGAGAAUCUUGUCGGAGCUCUGUCAACGCCUGCUGUUCGUAACCUUGCAAAAGAUCUUGGCGUAGAUAUAAAUGUCAUUAUUGGAAGUGGUAAAGACGGGAGAGUUUUGAAAGAGGAUGUUCUUCGAUUUGGUGGCCAGAAAGGAAAUGCAGCAGAUUCAGUUUCCUCUGAGCAUGCUGCUGUAGGAAAGGAGUCGAUUUCCACUAUAGCGAGUAACUUUGAAGAUAAAACUGUUCCUCUAAGGGGAUUCAACAGAGCAAUGGUGAAGACAAUGACUAUGGCAACAAAGGUGCCGCAUUUUCAUUUCGUCGAAGAGAUUAACUGCGACGCGCUUGUGGAGCUCAAGCAAUUCUUUAAAGAGAACAACACGGAUUCGACCGUCAAACACACUUUCCUUCCUACUUUAAUCAAGUCACUGUCAAUGGCUCUAAGCAAAUAUCCCUUCGUGAACAGUUGCUUCAACGAGGAGUCUCUCGAGAUCAUCCUUAAAGGUUCACACAACAUUGGAGUUGCAAUGGCUACGGAACAUGGUCUUGUCGUUCCUAAUAUCAAGAAUGUUCAGUCGCUGUCUCUACUAGAGAUAACCAAAGAGCUGUCGCGGUUACAACAUUUGGCAACAAACAACAAACUCAACCCAGAGGAUGUAACCGGUGGAACCAUAACUCUGAGUAACAUUGGAGCGAUCGGUGGGAAAUUCGGGUCCCCUCUUCUAAACUUACCCGAAGUUGCCAUCAUCGCCCUUGGAAGAAUCGAGAAAGUUCCCAAAUUCUCACAAGACGGAACUGUUUAUCCUGCAUCGAUAAUGAUGGUUAACAUCGCUGCGGAUCACAGAGUUCUAGAUGGAGCAACGGUAGCUCGGUUUUGCUGCCAGUGGAAAGAGUAUAUUGAGAAACCGGAGUUGCUAAUGCUUCAAAUGAGAUAA